AUGUUUAAUGAAAUGAAUAAAAGUCUCGCUGGAGGUCACGCUAGAAAUCUUGCUGACGGUCUCGCUGGAGAUCACGCUGAUAGUUUUUCUAUAGGUCUCGCUGUCGGUAUCACUGGAGGUCGUUUUGCUGGGAGUUGUGCUAAUGGUAUGGCUGCCAGUCUCGCUAGUAAUUUUGCUAGCGAUCACAGUGACGGUUUCGCUCGAGAUUACGCUGACGGUCUUUCUGGAGGUCUCGCUGGAGAUCACGCUGAUGGUCUCGCUGGAGGUCUCGCUGGUGAUUACGCUGACGGUUUUUCUGGGAGUCUCGCUAGAGAUCACGCUGACGAUAUCGCUGGAGAUCAUGCUGACGAUCAUUCUGGAGGUCUCGCUGGAGAUCACGCUGACGGUCUCUCUAGAGGUUUCGCUGGAGAUCACGCUGACGAUCUUUCUGGAGGUCUCGCUGUUAAUCACGCUGAUGGUCUUUCUGGAAGUCUCGCUGGCCAUCACGCUGACGAUCUUUUUGGAAGUCUUGCUGGAAAUCACGCUGACGAUCUCGAGUGA
Messenger RNA from Cotesia glomerata, 540 nucleotides. Its product is annotated as circumsporozoite protein-like. The record is from RefSeq and is a predicted model, not a curated record. NCBI's taxonomy places the organism in Eukaryota, Metazoa, Arthropoda, Insecta, Hymenoptera, Braconidae. Bases 1 to 540 code for a protein of 179 amino acids. The transcript has 3 exons.